AUGAAUGCAAGAGUGAAUGAUAUGGAUACGCGCACCCAGGAUGAUGGCAAACCAGAAACCACCUCUGGCUCCCAAACAGAUCACUCACUUACCGCUUCAGACUCCAACGACACUGAAGUCCCCCUAAUCCCACCUGCUCGUUUGUGGGGCCUUUGUGUUGGAGUCCUUCUAGGCCUGUUCCUGUCUAUGAUAGACACCUCUAUCGUUGCAACAAGUCUACACAGUAUCGGAGUCGACUUUGAGGUCCUCGAGGACGUCAAUUGGGUUGCUCUUGCAUACACUCUUGCAUAUCUCGGAUGCGCCAUCGUCUUCGCUCGUAUAUCCGAUAUUGUUGGACGUCGGGAUGCCUUUAUCGCAGCCUAUAUUAUUUUCUUCAUAUUUUCCCUUGCCUGUGGUUUUGCACAGAGUAUUAACCAACUCGUCGCCUUUCGUGCUCUACAGGGCAUCGGAGGUUCAGGACUGUAUUCUCUCACGAUGAUCAUGCUGCCUGAAAUCAGCCCAGAUAGUAUGAAGCAGCACAUAGCGGCUCUGGUAGGCUUGGUAAUUACCAUGUCGGGUGUCCUUGGCCCUGUCCUGGGUGGUAUCUUGACACACUAUGCUUCAUGGAGAUGGGUAUUUUGGAUCAAUGGCCCUGUUGGUUUUGUCUCUCUAGUCAUAUUUGUCUUGACUUGGCCCAAACCGGAAUACCUACCAUCACAAGAACGACGUGCUUGGAAAGAACUUGAUUUUCUUGGAUCCCUCCUUGUUAUUGCUGCAGCAGUUCUGGUCGUUUUCUCGUUUCAGAAUGCUGGCACAGAAAGAUCUAACGAUGGGUGGAAAGCUUCCAUUUUCAUUGCACCCCUGAUCUGCGGCCUGCUUGCAUGCGGUCUACUCAUUGCUUGGCAAAUCCUCAUUCAGCAUCGAUGGCACGAUCGGUUUGCUCCCGCAUUCCCAAUCAACAUCUUUCGCAACAGGGUCUACUCUACUGCCGUUGCCAACACCCUCCUCAACGGCUUUCCUUACUUGUUGCUAAUCUAUGCCAUCCCCCUACGCUUCCAAGUUGUUAGUGGCAAGUCUGCUCUCAUCUCGGGAGUCAUGUUGCUUCCCAUGUUGGGGACAGCCGCCAUUGGCAGUCUUUUAGCAGGCAAGAUUAACGCCACCAGGAACUACACUUUUGAGUCAUUGGCACUUGGCUCAAGUGUAAUGACGAUCGGCUGCGGAUUGCUCACGUCGCUGUCACAUGAGCCCAAUGAUGCAAAACUUCUUGGUUACAUGACAUUUUGUGGUCUUGGUUUUGGCUUAACAGUCGCGUCUUCGACAAUGCUAUCAACGGUAGAGGUACCCAUUAGGGACUACGCUCCCGCACAGGGUAUUCUCUCUCAAGUUCGGCUCUUGGGUGGUAGCUUGGGCAUUGCAGCAUCAUCGGCCUUGUUGAACGAGAAGAGCUCAAAGUAUCUUUCGGGCGUUCUUACGGCCUAUGAGCAAGCAACAAUUGGUGGCUCUAACACACAUCUCACUAGUGCACAGUGGUCAGCUGUCCGCUAUACCUACGCUGAUGCAUUUCAGGUAGAGAUGAAGAUAGCGACAGUAGUCGCAGCUUGCUCAGUCAUAUCCGCAUUUGGUGCCUUCCGAAAAGGGCGUCUUUUGAUAGCCGAGCAAAGGAAGAUAAUUGUUAGAGAAGAGGAAGACCGCCGACGUGCACAAACGGCACAGGUUGUAUAG
This is a messenger RNA of Fusarium mangiferae, 1701 nucleotides long. RefSeq lists its product as uncharacterized. Gene Ontology annotation, biological process: transmembrane transport. Bases 1 to 1701 code for a protein of 566 amino acids. The transcript has 5 exons. Gene Ontology annotation, molecular function: transmembrane transporter activity. Lineage: Eukaryota; Fungi; Ascomycota; Sordariomycetes; Hypocreales; Nectriaceae. The record is from RefSeq and is a predicted model, not a curated record.